Microtus ochrogaster (prairie vole) is the source of this 7158-nucleotide messenger RNA. RefSeq names its product zinc finger protein 804B (gene Znf804b). Gene Ontology annotation, cellular component: nucleus. The record is from RefSeq and is a predicted model, not a curated record. NCBI's taxonomy places the organism in Eukaryota, Metazoa, Chordata, Mammalia, Rodentia, Cricetidae.
UUGCCUCCCCGUGUACCCAGAUCCUAAAGAGCCCACAGCUUCUAGCUGGGCGCUCACUGUCCCCGCGAAGUAGUCACAUCUCCAACUCCUAGAGCUCGCCCUCUCCCGGACACUGCAGCGCGGACGCUCCUGGACGCCUGGAGGAACCGCUCCACGCUCCCUUGCACAGGCUGCAUCCGCUGCAUCCCGGGUUCCGCAGCCUACAGCUCAGCCUGGUAACUCCGCGGCUGGAGCAUGCUGACUUGCACCUGAGCAUCCCCACCUCGCUCCGCCUUCACUAGAGCGACGGCAGGGGGCGGGGGAAGGGGGCGGAGGACUCUGAUUCCCUGGUGGACCCAGGAAGUUGUCCUUUAAAAAGAACAUCUUCAGCCAACCUUUGAGGGCCGCCUCGUCAGAGCAGCAUGUGGACUGGUUCGCCAGGCCCCCUAAGUGUUCUGGGCUGUCACCGCCGCCUCAGUACGAGCAGCUGCUGUGGGCUGCGAGAGCCACGCGCAGGUCGAGGAGCAGGGACGCGCGGGUUCUUCAUCUCCGGAUUGCUGCUGGCCUCUUCUUCUCGGGAGGUGGCAGUCACUGUUGCUGCUGAGAAGCCAGCCUGCAUUUCCCUGUCUGUUAGUCGCCCAGUGAGGAGUUGAGACUGCACCUCCAGCCGGGACACACAUGGCUUGUUACCUGGUCAUCAGUUCGAGACAUCUCAGCAAUGGACACUACAGGGGCAUUAAGGGAGUCUUCAGGGGACCUCUCUGCAAGAAUGGAUCUCCGUCUCCGGAUUUUGCAGAAAAAGAGAAGUCCACAGCAAAAGCUCUGGAAGAUGCAAAAGCGAACUUUUAUUGUGAAUUAUGUGACAAGCAGUAUCACAAACACCAGGAGUUUGACAAUCAUAUCAAUUCUUAUGACCAUGCGCAUAAGCAGCGAUUGAAAGAAUUAAAGCAACGAGAAUUCGCUCGAAAUGUAGCUUCCAAGUCAUGGAAAGAUGAGAAGAAGCAAGAAAAAGCCCUUAAGCGACUCCAUCAGCUGGCUGAGCUGAGGCAGCAAUCUGAAUGUGUUUCUGGAAAUGGACCAGCAUACAAAGCCCCCAGGAUAGCCAUGGAAAAGCAGCUCCAGCAGGGAAUUUUUCCUGUUAAGAAUGGCAGAAAGGUCUCCUGCAUGAAGAGCACCCUUCUCCUCAAGGGAAAGACCCUCCCCAGAAGCACCAUGGAGAAGCAGCGAUUUGCUACGCAUAACCGACAACAACUGCAAGCAGACAGGCGGUGCCUGUUUGGAAAUAGGAUAACACAAACGUCUUCAGAUCUCAGCAGUGCAAAUCACAAGACAGGAGUUUCGUUUUCAUUUUCAAAAAAAGCUUAUCUAAAAUUAGAAUCCUCAGCCUCAGUUUUCAGUGAGAACACAGAAGACACGCAUGAGUGUAACAAGUCACCCGCUUAUAAAGUCAAACAAACAGUAGAGGAAUGCAUGUGUUGCAGGUUUGCAAACGAUGACUCCCACCUUACUAAGGAAGAAGGUGUCAUCUCACCAAGCCAUCUGGAGGGCCUGCUAAACAACACCUUCUCGAUGAAUUCUAAAAUGUCACAAAACAAAAAUGAAUCCAUUAAUGAGAUGCUGAAAGAUUCAUCAGGCAUUCAUGCUUCUUUCUCUAGGUCUAACCUCCAUCUUUCAGAAAGAAAUCUUACUCUUUCCAGCAGAGAGAAAGAAAUUAGGAAUACAUUGAAGGAAACUUCAGAAAACAACGUUAAUCACCCACAACAAGCAAAUGAAUCCUCCAGUCAACUUCAUGUUUGCAAACACAGUGAUAACCAUUGGUGCGAAAGUAUGAAUGAGUUUUCACCUUCAGGGUCAAGGGAACAAAAGAGCAGAACACAUCUGAAUCCUAUCUCCAGAAAGGAAGCCAGAGCAAAGGCUUUAGGAGAAGCAGACAAAGUUAGCAACAGUGUUCAGAGACUUUACAGAGAAGGCUGUCCAGGUGACCUGAAGUCCGAACCAUUGCCUUUCCUCCACGUACAGAGCAAAGAUGGACUCACCACUCUACAGUGGCCUACAGAGCUCCUGUUCUUUACCAGAACGGAGCCUUGCAUAUCUUACGGCUGUAAUCCACUAUAUUUUGACUUCAAACUUUCUCGCAACACGAAGGAUGAACAUAAUUCAGAGAAUGUAAAAAAAGAAUUGGAGAAGGAGCCUUUGGAAAUGAAGCAAAAAACAGAGAGUCAAGUCUCAGGUUUAAUGAAAGAACAGCAAAAAUUAACCCAAGAUAAUCAAUCUCAGAAGCCAAAGAUAAUUAUAGCUAACCCAGAUUGGGAAAAGUUCCAGAGAAAAUACAAUUUGUACUACAAUGAUUCUGAUUCUAGUAUGAGUGAAUGUGAUAGUCUGAGAGACUUGGAUAUGAAAAGUCCUGAAGUGUCCGCCUACCUUAAUCUGUCUCUAAAAGAUGGCAUGAGAAAGGACAAUGCUGAUGAUACUGAAUUCAAAGAACCUUCAAAUGUCCACGGGCAGAGCUACAAGCGGACAGUUCUAAACAAUGCUCAGGACAGGCCUUCAUGCUCGCCUCUCAUCUCUAGGACUAAAAUACACAAGCGGAAUCCCUGCACUCCACAUUCAGAGGUUGAAGGACAAAGCCAGUGUACCUGGAAUUUUAGUCCUUGUACAUCAGAGAAGCACAGUGAGCCUGAGAAGGACAUCAGUGAGAGUUUAAAUACCUGCAGCAUCGGCCUGGGCAACAAGGCUUCUCCAAGUGGAAAACAAAGCUAUGACAGAUUUUCUCCAAAGCCACCUCUGAGUAACCAUCCCAGACCUAUGGAUGAAUCUCCCAGAAACGUGGCCAGCUGGAGAAACACAUGCUCAAGUCAUCGGUCCAACGGCAGUGGCCGCAGUCAUUUGCUCUACGUUUGCAAAGCAGAAUGUGACUCAAUUGAAAGACACAUGUGGAAACACCGAAAGCACAAUUGCUUCUGCUUGUCUAAUGUCCCAAUAAGCAGUAGCUGUCCUCAGUUAGAAACGCAGAGAGGCAGGAGUGGUAAACUAUGGGAGUCACUUAAAACUAAAAAACAGUUGAAACACAGCAACUGUCACUGCAGAGAAAGAUGUAAACUGGGUAAAAAUCAACAAUUUGAAGGGUUGAAACCCACAAGAGAUUUUAACUGUGAUUCCAGUUCACAGGUUUCGCUUGAUAGAAAUAGUGAAAAACCCUUUAAUGGCCCAGGACCUCAGCACAGCAAAUCAGGCUCGCAUUUGAGACAGAGAGCUUACUGCUUAAACAAAAACAAGAAAAGUCAAAAGUCUUUGACCAGCCUUCACAUUAAUGAUGUGGGAAAAGUCAAGUGCAGACCAUGCAACCGGAGGACGCUCAACUACCUUCUUAGGAGUUGUGGAGGUGGCCCUUCAGAAACCACACAGUCAAACAUUUUGGAUGGAGAAGGGCCUUCCCUGACAGCAAAGUGUCUUUUAGAAAGAGUAAAAGCCAAGAAGUGUCAGGAGCAAGCAACUAAGUUUGAGGUUUCUUCAAACAGUUGUUUAAAAGAAUCAGAGAUUCAUUCACAGACACAACCCACAGUUCAACCUAGACCACCGAGCUGCAACAGAACAGCCUUACCUUUUUCAGAGAGCAGACAAGAACUGAGGAAGAGGAGAAAUGAGAAAGACAGUAUAAUAUAUAAGACUUCUGACAAAGACACAAUCGGAAGCUCACAGAAAAAUAACUUUACUGUAUUCACAGAUGCUGAAUGUGAUAACAAUCUCCCCAAAGGCAUAAAUCACGCAGUAACAGAUUCCCAGUCUCCAAGCAGAGAAAAGAACCAGACAAUGAAAGAGCAAUCUAAAUCUUCAAUUAGUGAAGUCCAGCCUUUCCUUCAAAGCUGUGACCCAGUACCAAAUCAUUUCCUUGGUGCUUUUCCAUCUAAUAGACAUGCUGGUGUGUCUGAUUCAACAGAGACCAAAGAGGACCAGAUAAAUCUAGACUUACAAGAUGUAAGCGUGUCUAUGAAUCAUGCAGAGGGGAAUAUAAACUCUUGCUAUGACACAACUAUGCAGAAGCAUGACAAAGUGGAAGAUGAAUUGGAAGGGUGUCCCAAGUCUCUCAUCCCACCUUUAGUUCAUCAGCCCAUAACAUUUUCUCCGGAUGAAAUAGACAAGUACAAGCUCCUCCAGCUACAGGCCCAGCAGCAUAUGCAGAAACAGCUCCUGUCCAAGCAUCUCUGGGCUGUGCCUGCUGCAGGGCCCACUGCCUUCUCUCCACCUUCAGCUGUGCAGACACUUCCAGUCCACCAGCACACAGCCAUCACCACCAUCCACCACACCUUCCUACAGCACUUUGCUGUUUCUGCUUCCAUCAGCUCACACGGCAGCCCCCUCCCAAUGGCUCAUAUCCACCCGUUCCCACAGACACAUUUCAGCCCUCUUCCAUUUCCAACCAUGGCUCCAACCAUCAUCCCUGCACACCCUACUUUUCUAGGACAUCCCCUGCAUUUAGUCACUGCUGCCCCCUUUCACCCAUCACAUAUAGCAUUUCAGGCUCUGCCUCCUGCAGCGUUCAUCCCCACAUUGUUUGGUCCUCAUUUAAAUCCAGCCACAACUUCUCUCUUCCAUUUGAAUCCUUUAAUCCAACCAGUGCUGCAAGGGCAAGAUCUUUACCAUCAUGCUUGUUCCAACCAGAUGCAGCAGUUAAACAGUAUGAAAGAGGCCUUAAAUAUGUCAGUCCAUUUGAACUAAUAGUUAUGACAGCUCAUCUUUGAAUAAAUAAUGCCAAUCGUGACUACCUGCAAAGCAAUGUAUUAAUAUCAUAUCUCCCACUAUUAUAAAAUUUAAAAUAAUGGUGCCAAGUCCAAAUGUAAUUCACACAUAAACAUAAACUGAGUUAUCAUACUAGAAAUGGGAACAUUCUAAGAACUUGUGCUGGCAAAAACAAUAGAGCAAAUUAAAAAUAAUUUUAUGGAAGGAAAUCCUAGAAAGCAUUAAAGAGUGGUUUGAAAUAAGUUGUUAACUAAUACUAAAAUUGGUAAAAGAAAGCAUUCUGGCACAUCACAAUGAAGGAAAAAUAGAAGGCUUUGUUUGCCGUCUGUGAUGAGUGAAUGAUGGAUGAAUACGAUUUUAUUUGUCAGAUAAUAUUAAAAUGUCAAUAAAAUGAACCAACGAUUAAGAAUAAUUUCUUUUGACAUAUUUUUCAUGGAAGUUAAGAAAUAUUCUGAUUAAUGCAAGCUGAAAACAAGUACACAAACUCACUUUACAAUUAAUGGAAUUCUGUGAGAGACCAUUUUCAUACCACCUUGUAUGAAUCAAUAGCAUCAGAAAUUAAGAAUGUUUAAAUUUCAUAUUAGAAAGCAUAAAAGAGAUGUUAUUAGUAUUUGAUAAUGCAAAAUAAAAUCUCCUUACAGUAACAUAUUACACAUAUUGGUAAUUAUUUCAAAUAUAAUAAGAGCUAAAAAAAUCAAGUUUUUUUUUUUACUACUCAGAAUUUUUUUGUAUCAGAAAUAAGAAAGACAAGGCUUAGAAAUGAUGAGUUUUAUGAGGAUAAGCCAAGUUAUCAAACAUGGAAUUUCAAAUAUUCAUUCAAAAGCCUUCCUGGUUCAUAGAAUUUUAACUUCUUAUAUUGUUUGUGAACUGUCAUCUAUUUGGUAUAUGAUUUAAUAUUCUUAUAAUUAUAAAAGUAUUACUCAUAUUUCCAGUAACAAUGGGUUUCCAGAAAGUGAAACUCACAGAGCAGGAGGUGGCCUCUCUCUAAUAAUGAAGUGAAGAUGGAACCUUUGGCACACUGGUAUAAAAUGUGACUCUUACUCAGCCUUGGGGGAGAGCAUCUGCCUUCACUGAAUACAUGCAUUUGACUUCCUGGAGGUGAAUCACAUAGAUCACUUUUUCUUAUUCCUCACAUCUGCACAGAUCAACAUUAUCAUUCUUCAAGUCAUCAAUGCAGUUGAAAAUUAAAGAGUUGGUUUUGUCUGAAGACACAAACAGAAGGGGGAGAAAAAAAUAAAUGUGAAUGUUGACAUGAAGAACAAACAUACUUACCAAAGUAAUGCCAAACGUUUGUUUAUGGGGGCUUUUAUUGGAAUAUAGAAGGCACAGAGUCUGACCUACUUAAAUGGAAUAGAAAAAGAAAAAGAUAUUUAUCAAAUAGCAAGAAGUCCCAUACUUCUUAUAAUUUCACAAAAGUAAUUAUUAAGGGUAGUGCAUUUGGGUAAAUCAUCUUAAAAAUAAAAAAAGUGAAGAUAUUAUUCUGAAGAUAGAUAAUAACUUGCCCAAAAGAUCAAAAUAUAUUGUGGAUAAUCAGUUCUUCAAUCAGGUUAUAAAGAUGGCAUAUGGCUAAGAGAGAAUGAUCUCCACCAGUCACUAAAGUCUUAAUACAGAAAAGACAGAGCAUUUGAUUAACGUUUAAAUUGCCUUAGAGACAAUCUAGAAGCUCAGAAGGAUAAACCAGUUUUCUGCUGGACCCUUAGAUAAAUCAAGGUAAGUGGAUAGUUAGGAAAUGACUGCUCCAUCUUGCACUAGAAACAGUUAAAGUGCUCAGUGAAUAAUCCACCUCAUACAACAGAAAGAAGGUGUUGCUCUUAAACAAAAAUAAUUUGUACACCAAGGUGACAAGCCAUCAUACCAGGAGAAUGGACAAUGAGAUCAGCAGUCUCUCUGGAUUUGUUUCCAUUUUCCUUUAGAGGAAGGCAUCCUUGAAAAGCUAAAGCAGAAAGAAUUCCAAGCUUAUUCUGAAUUCUAAAUUUGAACCAUUAAAAACACAGUUUUAUGGAUUAUACUUUUAGUAUUAAUUCCAUCAAAUUAUUUGAUAAUUGAUUUGAGCAAUUUUCUAUUAAAUGACAAAUUUAUUGGAUAAGUUUUGCUGUGAGUUCACCCUUGACAAUAAGUCAUUGAUCCUUGUUUUAUAUCUGUCCAAGAACCAAGAUUAAACAAAAGACAAAUAUGGGUAGAGAUAGGCUGUAAAAUAUUUAUCCAUGGGCCCACAUGUGAGCACAUGAACACACGAAUGUGUCUAUAUAUUUUAUCUCCCAAGACUCAAAGUCUUUCCACCAUCAUACGCUCAAUGAAUUCAGGCAUGAUUCAAGAGGGGAAGUGGUUUGUGCGAAGCCAUGACAAGUGGGUAAAUUUAUUCUCUUAAUCACUGCCAAAUUUUUCCAAAAAAAAAUGGACUGUGGCUAUAAAAUCUGUUCUUUAACAUGAUUUUUGAGAUCA